GGUGUGUGUGUGUGUGUGUGUGUGUGUUGUAAGACGUGGCAGGAAGGCCAUAUGGUAAGUGACCUAAACCUGUUUUUGUUUUCGUGUAUUGCAUCCAAACACUGAGCAAUUGUUCGGCAUGUUUACUUGUUUACAGCACUGUGGAGGGUUUGAUGAAAACUCCAGCUAGCCCAGUGUCCACAAGCGAUAUGUAAACAACAGCAAACUUGAGGCGUCAGGCCAAAGUGCCCGAACAUCCCGCCAAAAGUCAGCUGUCCUGGGGUGGCGCAGGAAGUGUGGCGGGGAUGACGUCAUCACCUCUCCUCCCCGCUGGGCUGGCUGACCAGUGUAGAUGGACCUUGGUAAUACCAUAUGCAGGGUGUCCCGCGAGUUAGGCUUGGGGAUUUGAUAGUUGAAGUAAUACUAAGUGGGAAGUACUCUAUACACAUCUGCAGUGUUUUGCUUCAUUUUGCCAGAAAUUAACGUGUAAUUCAUGUGUUGCCGGAGUCGCUCGUCUUGGUGGGUUCCAUUCUCCCCUCUGCGCAGUGGAAGCCUUACAGGAAACAGUUAGCAAAUGAUGGAUUAAGUUUUUAUAUGUGUCAAUGAAGAAAAUGGUAACGUAACACAGCAAUACAGUGGUUAAGUGCUUCUUUUUGAACAUGGCAACUCACUGCAGCCGUUCUGAGUUGCCGCGUUCUGAGGGAGAUACGGCCACUACCGUCGAGUCUGACAAGAUGCUGCCUGUGGUCCCUUGCUUGCUUCUAUGACGAUACCUGCUCUGUUCCAUCUCCUGCCGUGCUGGUGGUCCUGGGAGAACCCUGUCACCAGGCGCAAGAGGCGCGCGGGAGCGUGUGACGUUCCUGUCAGCCACCACUCUGUUGUGGUGGUCCGCCAUCUGACGUUCCCGCUGCCGCAGCGUCCUCCUCCCAAAAUUGUCCACCUCAAGCUUCCGUUUCACUGAUGGUAAUCCAUCCCGUAGCUGGCGGCCCGUUGCCAGCUGAGCCGGUGACCUAUUGAUGUCCCGUAGAGGUGUGUUAAGGUACUGGAGCAAGGCAAGAGAGAUCUUAUCGUUGUCUAGACUGCCAUCACCUCCAGUGUUUCCCGGUAGUAUCCUCUUGGCGGACUUCACGGCCACCUCUGCCCUUCCGUUUGACUGUGGGAAGUGCGCCGAGGACACCCGAACUCCUACCCCCCACUUCUGGAGGAAACUUUUCAUCUCUUCACUUCCUAGAUUGGUACCUCCGUCCAUGGAGAGCUGCUCUGGGGCACCCCAUCUCGAGAAGUGGUGACGCACCACAUCCUUAAUUCUGCCUGAUUCUGUGCCAUCAGGCAGCUGAGACACCUCCAGCCAACCCGUGAGCCUGUCUGCAUAGACGAUGUAGUCGUGUCCCUCCAGCUGGAACAAAUCCACCACAGUCUGCUGGAAGGGAUAGUCAGGGGGCGGAGUGAAGAGGAGAGGCUCAGGGGGUUGUAUGUUGCACGUGUCACAGCAGUUGCGAUGGUGCCUCAGGUCCCCUUCAAUGCCAGGCCAGUAUACUGCCUGUCGCGCUUUCCUGAGCAUCGAGUCUAUACCUUGGUGGCCUGCAUGGAGGUGGGCUGCAACCUGCUUGCGUAGGAGGUCUGGAAUCACCAGGCGAGGAUGGUUGCUGUGGAAAGUGUACGUCACCAGGCCUCGCGACACACCCAGCCUCUCCCUAAUGCUGUCUCCCCAUCUCCUCCCCAUCUCACACCUUAAACUAAGCACACAUUUUCCCUUCAGUUUCCUUCUCCCAACCUCUCCAGACUAAUCUCCCCACUUUAACCUCCCCAUCCGCUCCUCUGAUUCCCCAUUUCCAUCAUAAACAACCUUCCAGUUUCACCACACCUCCCCAUCACCUUUCUUUCCCCAACCUCCCCAUUUCAUCCCCCCACUAAUCUCCCCAUCUCCCACAGGGCAAGGGCAACGGGUACUCUCCCCUGCGGCAGUGUUUGAUGACGACCCUGGGAUCAUGAGCGAAGCAGAGACGUCUUCCACGGGGUUCUGCAGGGAGGGUGGGGGGAAACAGCAAGCCUCUCUCCCCCCAGCCCGCUCCCCCUCCUCCAAGACCCUCGAUGCCAGGUCCUUCGAAUCGGACGCUAACAGUUCCUCUUGGGAUGACGACCCAGGUAUCAUGAGCAAGGCUGAGACUUUCUCCACUGGGCGCAGCAGGAACGUGAAGCCUCGGACCUCCCUUCCAAUAGUGCACACGCCCUCCAAGACCCUCGAGCGACCCCUGGGCCCUCAAAUAAACAACAAAUUAAGUGAGAAGUUACCAUCUCCCUUCCUGGCUUGCGCUCCAGUUGCUCUGAGUUGUAGCAGCAGCGACGUGUGGCACCCAGGAUGA
This is a messenger RNA of Scylla paramamosain (green mud crab), 2342 nucleotides long. RefSeq lists its product as uncharacterized. The record is from RefSeq and is a predicted model, not a curated record. NCBI's taxonomy places the organism in Eukaryota, Metazoa, Arthropoda, Malacostraca, Decapoda, Portunidae. Bases 1968 to 2342 code for a protein of 124 amino acids. The transcript has 3 exons.